This is a messenger RNA of Laetiporus sulphureus 93-53, 1510 nucleotides long. RefSeq names its product AP endonuclease. Gene Ontology annotation, biological process: base-excision repair. Gene Ontology annotation, molecular function: DNA binding; DNA-(apurinic or apyrimidinic site) endonuclease activity; phosphoric diester hydrolase activity. Gene Ontology annotation, cellular component: mitochondrion; nucleus. The coding region runs from base 14 to 1381 and encodes 455 amino acids. Lineage: Eukaryota; Fungi; Basidiomycota; Agaricomycetes; Polyporales; Laetiporaceae. The record is from RefSeq and is a predicted model, not a curated record. The transcript is spliced from 10 exons.
CCGACUCGCGAUAAUGUCUGCACUUCCUCUGCGCCGGAGUACCCGUCUGGCCUCUGCAGCUCGGGUCCUAACAGCUGGAAAGGCUGCUCGCAAUUCCGUAAAACACACUGAGGACACAGAAGCAGCGGCGAUAGAUAGCCCCAGACCAGCCAAACGUGCUCGAAAGGCAAAGACGCGAACACAAGUCAAAGUAGCAUCGGAGGACUCAGGAAAAAAGCUGGUCGACGAUGUUGAGGAUGAGGUACCGAAACCGAAGCGGGUCCGUCCGAAAGCUGUGCUUGUUGAGCCCGUUCCUACGGAUUUCGCUCCGAGAGCUGUAAACGCGUGGAAGAUCGGCCCACAUGUCUCGGGUGCAGGAGGAGUUGAGAAUACCAUCGUAAAUGCCGCGGCAGUUGGUGCGAAUGCGUUUGCAGUGUUCGUCAAGUCGCAGCGGAAAUGGGUUUCAUCGCCCCUUACCAGCGAGUCUAUCGCCUCGUUCAAGUCACGGAUGAAGGCGUUUGGAUAUAGCCCAUCUCAUAUAUUACCACAUGGAAGCUAUCUCAUAAAUCUUGGCAACCCCGACGAAGAGAAACGAGAGAAGUCGUACCAGUGUUUCCUGGAUGACCUGAAGAGAUGUGAAGAGCUUGGUCUGCAUCUGUACAACUUUCACCCGGGCUCCUCGGUCGGCCGAGCGACAACAGAAGAGUCUCUCUCCUUCAUUGCCGAGUGUAUCAACAGAGCCCAUGAGGAGACUAAGGCGGUGGUGAUCAUUCUGGAGAACAUGGCCGGUGCAGGCAGCGUAGUUGGCUCGCACUUCUCAGAGCUGGGAGAGAUUAUCAAGCAGGUAGAGAACAAGAGCAGAGUCGGAGUCUGCCUGGAUACAUGUCAUACGUUUGCUGCGGGCUACGACAUCAGAACGAAAGAUGGAUGGAACGACACGAUGACCGAGUUUGAGCGCGAAAUCGGCCCACAGUACCUCCGCGGCAUGCACAUCAACGACUCGAAGGCUGCUCUGGGAAGCAAAAAGGACCGGCACCAAAACAUCGGGCUCGGUGAGCUCGGCCUCACUACCUUCGCCCACAUCCUCUCGGACCCGCGUACCAAGGACAUUCCGCUCAUCCUCGAGACGCCCGCGUUCGACACCACCACCACUCCGGGCGGCGACGUGUGGAGAAAGGAAAUCGAAGUCCUCAACCGUUUCUCAACCCUUGCGAAAGAGAAGGACGCGGACCUGGAGGGGUGGACGGCGGAGAUCGCGGCGGUGGUCAAGAAGGCGAGCGUGGCAACGGAUGCAAAGGGGCGGAAGGUGAGCACCGGGAAGAGGAAGACGCGGAAGCGGAAUGCGAAGAAGUUGGAGGAGGGGGAGGAGGAGGAAGACAGCGAGGAUGAAGAGUCGGUGUGAGAGCUCCGGCGGACGUGGGCAUGGCUGAUUGUGAGCACAUGUACUGUUAUAUAUCGUACCUCAAAUUGCGUUUGCGGAAAGGAUCUGUUGUAUUGUAGACUGUGAAUGUUAUUUUUCGUUAAUCACGUC